AUGCCCGACGAAGUCGCCAAAUACCAAGGCCCAUUCCUCCAAGAAACCUUCAACAUCACCGCCGAUCUCUCCCCCCUAUUCCUCGAAGCCCGCCUACCCGUCUGUCCAACCCCCCCCAACAAACCCACAUGCUCCUCCCCCCACGACGCCAACCGCAUCCUCCUCUUCUCCCCCGGUUACAGCAUCCCCCGCCUCUACUACAACACCCUGGCCGCCUCCAUCGCCAGCCAAGGCUUCACCGUCAUCACCAUCGACCACCCCUUCGACGCCAACAUCAUCCUCUACCCCCCCGCCACCAACACCCACACCAACCACACCACCAUCCACACCAACACCUCUAUUAUCUCCCACCCCACCUGGGAUUUACACCCCCGCGCCGCCGACGCCUCCUUCCUUCCUCACCCAGCUGUCCAACGCCACCGCCAUGGCCCACCUUCCUCCCGCACCGCGGCCCCCGCCACUUCCCCACCGACCGUGUCGCCAUGCUGGGGCAUUCGGCAGGCGGUGCGGCCGUGA
Messenger RNA from Chaetomium globosum CBS 148.51, 516 nucleotides. RefSeq lists its product as uncharacterized. The transcript has a single exon. The coding region runs from base 1 to 516 and encodes 171 amino acids. The record is from RefSeq and is a predicted model, not a curated record. Lineage: Eukaryota; Fungi; Ascomycota; Sordariomycetes; Sordariales; Chaetomiaceae.